Messenger RNA from Letharia lupina, 318 nucleotides. RefSeq lists its product as uncharacterized. NCBI's taxonomy places the organism in Eukaryota, Fungi, Ascomycota, Lecanoromycetes, Lecanorales, Parmeliaceae. The transcript has a single exon. The record is from RefSeq and is a predicted model, not a curated record. Bases 1 to 318 code for a protein of 105 amino acids.
AUGGGUUGCACAUCAUCCAAAGAGUCCGCUCCCCGCAAAUCCAAGCGUGUCAAGCUUUAUGGCAGCGACACCCAACUUCCCGAUCAGCGCUACCUUUCAGAUCCGCUACCAAACCACGUGGUAUCCGAGAACUCGAGCAUUCAUGACACGCGCGGUUCAGGAGAAGCAGCUAGGCCGAAAGAGACCUUUGAGGCGUACGUCCAACGUGGUGUCAUCAGACAAUCUGCGCUUGCUUUCGAGGGGGCUGAGUCGAAACGGGCUAAGCAUCUUUCGCAGAAGAAGAGGGUCGGAGGAUACGAGAAGUAUACCCAGGAGUGA